CUUCAGCAUGUGGAGCAUCAAGAUGUUUGGAAAACUGCUGAGAGCAAUGCUUGUUGUGCUCGCAUUUGCGAGAUGUGGCGGCGCAGCAAAGACAUACACAUUCACCAGAGUGCAUGGCGCGAUAAAAAUUCCAUAUGUGGAAAUGUCAAGCAGAUCUGCAAAGGGAGUGUUAGAAUGUGCUGCACUUUGCAGUGAUGCGUGUUGGUAUCUGAAGUAUGAGGACAACGGAUCGGGCUCAGGCACAUGUGACCUGUACAUCCUGAGGGACAGGUUUUACAACAACAAGUUGGAAUUCGCGAACAUUUCAAAUCUGUACAAAAAGGUCUAUCCCCCCGCCUAUAUUUUUGAACUAAACCGGGGACCCAAAACAUGGACAGACGCCAGAGACUUCUGUCAGAGUCGGGGAGGCGACUUGGCCAUCGCCGACACCAAUGACAAGAUGGAUAGAAUGCGCAACCUGGCCACUUAUGAAACAUUCUGGGUGGGAUGCCAGAAAAACGGGACGACCUGGAAAUGGCUAUCCGGAGCGGUUCUGACGCGCGCUCCUGUGGAAAAUAACAAAGGAACGUGUCUUCAGCUGUAUAGCAAAUAUUUUGAUGAUGGCGGAUGCAGUUAUAUGUGUGGUUUUGUUUGUGAAUAUCAGCCUUAAAGACGAGUUUCAAAUGUUUUCGUCUGAACAGCACGCAUUUGAAUUCUUGUAAUGAACAGUCUCAAAAUAAGCUAACUAUUGCUGGUGUAUAGUUAUUUUGAAAUACAUAUCUUCAUAGAACGAUCUAAUAUGUUGAGUUAUUUAAAAUUCCCUUUUUAAAAACUUUUUGCAAAGUUAGAACCGUAGCAGAAUCCUGUGUUGAACUUUACUACCGUUUGAACAUUUUAUGGAACUCAGGUUAUAGAAACGACAACAAUCCAAAUUUAACAUAAAAUUAAUGCCACUCCUGUGCUUAUGAAAAUAAUAAUAAAUUGAUAUAAAUUUUGUGCCGAUUGAUUUUUGUUUAAUGCCAAUGACUUAGAAAGUACAGUGCAGUGCCUAAGUACGCAACUGUCCUAAAU
Messenger RNA from Dreissena polymorpha, 1050 nucleotides. RefSeq lists its product as uncharacterized. NCBI's taxonomy places the organism in Eukaryota, Metazoa, Mollusca, Bivalvia, Myida, Dreissenidae. The transcript is spliced from 2 exons. The coding region runs from base 8 to 649 and encodes 213 amino acids. The record is from RefSeq and is a predicted model, not a curated record.